Carassius auratus (goldfish) is the source of this 1759-nucleotide messenger RNA. Its product is annotated as cytosolic phospholipase A2 gamma-like. The coding region runs from base 68 to 1738 and encodes 556 amino acids. The transcript has 14 exons. Gene Ontology annotation, molecular function: calcium-dependent phospholipid binding; calcium ion binding. Gene Ontology annotation, biological process: glycerophospholipid catabolic process. Gene Ontology annotation, cellular component: cytosol; nuclear envelope; nucleoplasm. Lineage: Eukaryota; Metazoa; Chordata; Actinopteri; Cypriniformes; Cyprinidae. The record is from RefSeq and is a predicted model, not a curated record.
CUGACUUUUCUAUGUCCUAAAAAAUAUUAAUUGUAAAUAAUAGAAAUUUACUUGACUUGUUUUCCAGAUGAGUGCAUCUAAACCCAAUGAAAGCGUUAAGAGGAGAAACAAAAACUUACUGAAUAACAGCGAGCAGGAGUUUGUAGCCGGCAGGAGAAACACUGUUCUACAAUCCCUGAAGAAGCUUAAGAUUCAAUGCAGUCGGAAAGAGGUGCCAAACAUUGCAUUACUGGGUUCUGGAGGAGGACAAAGAGCCAUGGUGGGUUUGCUGGGAUCCCUGGUUCAGCUUGAUAAAGCGGGUCUUCUGGACUGCAUCCUUUAUCUGAGCGGAGUCUCUGGAUCCACCUGGUGCAUGGCCUCCUUAUACAAAGAACCAGACUGGUCCACCAAACUAGAAACUGUGAAGAACAAAAUCCUUGAGAGAAUCAGAGGUCCUGAAGUCAGCUUGACAGACGCAAUGGCCAAACUGAAGAAAUAUUACUAUGGAAAAGACUUUUUCAGCUUGACUGACGUCUGGGCAGUGCUGGCUGUCACAUCAUAUGUGAAAGAGAUCGAUGAGCACACAAUCACAGAGCAGCGGAACCAGCACAAUAAAGACCCCUUUCCCAUCUAUGCAGUGAUCGACAAGCAAACCAAACAGAGCAAAGACGGAGACCCCUGGUUUGAGAUCAAUCCAUAUGAAGCAGGUUAUUCUCUCUCUGGAGUGUUUGUGGACACCGGCAACUUUGGCAGCCAGUUUCACAAAGGCUCAAAGAUAAAACAUCAAGAUGAAUUUGACAUUCUGUACCUGCAAGCUCUUUGCGGCAGCGCUUUAGGGGAUGAAGAGGAUAUUAAGAAAUCCUUGUGGCCAAAGAUAAAAGAUUUCUUUCAAAACGAAACAACAAUUGAGGCAAUGCGAAAAGACGAUCCAAUCUCCCUGUCUGUAGACGAAUGUCACCGGGCGCUCAUGGAUCUUGUAAACAUGAAUCUCUCUGUUUUGAAGGGCGAAGAUCCUUCUGGUUUUGAUAAAUCCAUCAGAACAAAUUUGAACGAGCUCUCUGGAGGCAAAAUUCAGCCGAUUUAUAAAAUGAAAACAGUGGAAACUGCUGAUAAAAGAGCAGAUAAACGGUAUACAAACCGUGUCACCCUGGAUGUCUGUGAAUAUUUGAGAAGUCGGAACAGUAAUUGGCUAGUUGAUAUUUGGAUAAGUAUUUGUAAAUGCAUGGCUGAGUGGAUCUGGGGAAGGAAAUAUAACUUCCUCCACAACAUGACAGAUGAAGCAGUGAACUCCACUCUUCUGCAAAGUGAGACGAGAGACUAUAUAGAUGCCGGACUGUUGCUGAACUCACCCUACUUCUCAGUGCUGAGAGAAGACCGAGACAUUGACCUCAUCAUUUCCCUGGACUUCAGUGAAGGAGAUUCUUUCAUGACAGUAAAUGGAGCUUCUGACACUUGCAAGAAACUAAAGAUCCCUUUUCCUGAAGUCAGUGUUCCCAGUGAUAAAGGAAAGAAACCAAAGGACUUCUAUGUGUUCAAAGGCCAAAACGCUCCAACCGUGAUCCACAUCCCUCUGUUUAAUGCGGUCAACUGUGGAGAUAAAGUUGAGGACUGGAGGAAAAAAUAUCGCACCUUUCAAGGUUCUUACAGCGCUGAGAUGAUCGCUGAUCUUAUGGACGUCGCUGGAAAAAACAUCUCAAACAACAGAGAGAAACUCAAGGAGCAGAUUCGGGCGGUCAUUGAAGAAAAAGAUUGGGACUGAAUAUAAAAUAAAAAUCAUUUC